Messenger RNA from Triticum dicoccoides, 1373 nucleotides. Its product is annotated as putative F-box/LRR-repeat protein 23. Gene Ontology annotation, molecular function: protein binding. The record is from RefSeq and is a predicted model, not a curated record. The transcript is spliced from 2 exons. Lineage: Eukaryota; Viridiplantae; Streptophyta; Magnoliopsida; Poales; Poaceae. Bases 1 to 1020 code for a protein of 339 amino acids.
AUGCCCUCAUCCUCCUCGUCCCGCCGUCGUCGAGGCAGGAGCGGCGGACGGCACGCCGCGGAUGAGACGGAGACGAGGAACUGGGCGGAGCUGCCGCUGGACGCGAUCUUGACCAUCCUCCACAAGCUCGACCACGUCGACAUCCUUAUGGGGCCCGGCCAGGUGUGCCGCUCCUGGCGCGGCGCCGCCCGCGAUGAGCCGGAGCUGUGGCGCCGCAUCAACAUGCUGGGCCACGCCGACCUCGAGAACGAGCUCAACCUCCACGGAAUGGCCCAGGCCGCCGUCCGCCGCAGCGCGGGGAGGUGCGAGGCGUUCUGGGGCGAGUACGCCCGUGACCACGACUUCCUCUUCUAUCUCGCCGACCAGGCACCAUCUCUUAAGAGUCUUCGCCUCAUUUCUUGCUAUGAUAGACUUACAGAGGCGAUAAUGAAGUUCCAUUUGCUUGAGGAGCUCGAGCUUUCACUCUGUCCAAAUGUGAAUGACAGUGGUGUCUUUGGGGUUAUCGGCAAAGCAUGCCCACAACUGAAGCGCUUCAGACUGAGCAAGGAUGUGUUCUGUGAUUUUGAAGCUAGUGUCUAUGGAAAGGACGAGGAAGCCUUGGGGAUUGCGACUAUGCACGAGCUACGCUCUUUGCAGCUGUUUGGCAAUAUCCUCACCAACAAAGGACUGACAGCCAUCCUGGACAAUUGCCGCCAUCUGGAGUCCCUUGACAUCGGCCACUGUUUCAACGUCACCAUGGAUGACGCCCUGCGUGCAAAGUGUGCCAGGAUAAGCACACUGAUGCUUCCGAAUGACUCAACCGAUGACUAUGACUUGGUUGUUAAGAGCCCUAUUCGUGCGGAUUCAGAGUCCUUUCUGCAUGAUUAUAUGGGAUCCUGUUCUGACUACGAGCUUGGCUCGGAAGAUUACGGCGACUACUGCGAUCUUUCCCGCUACCUUGAUGGUGUGUACGAGGAUGAGGACGAGCUUGACGAAGAAGGUAAGAUGAUUCUCGGUGGCAUGCGCAUGUUUAUGAAGUAAACUCCAUGGCGAUGUUGGAUCGAAGUGACUGGAUGUUCCACCUUUCUUUUGCCGAAGCAUCUGGACUAAACCAGGCAUGGCCUGUACUUUGCCGCUUCUGCCAGUGGCAUGGAUCCGCUUCUGCGUCGACUUCCCCUAGAAUAUCGUAGACCCUGUUUCGUGCUCUGUAGUGUAGUGUAAAAAACUGCUCUUAUAUUAUGAGACGGAGGGAGUAGUUACUAGUGAAGCGUGUGGUGUGUUAGUAGUCCUUUACCUUUGCAGUUUAGUUAGACGUCGCUGUGAAAUAUGCUCUGCGGUAAGUACUGGUUUGCUUAGUUGUUGUAAUGAAGAACUCAGCCUGUUUUAUCGGUGCC